AUGGCCAUGCGAGCUCUUCAGGCGUCCACAUCCUACAGUGUUGGCUUUGGCAUGUCCUUCGCCUCCCCUCCCCGGCGUUCCAGUCACCGCCGUAUCACCCUUGCCCAAAUGGAACCAACAGACAAGUCUGUUGAGAUUAUGAGGAAGUUCUCGGAGCAAUAUGCUCGUAAGUCGGGAACGUAUUUCUGUGUGGACAAAGGAGUCACUUCCGUUGUUAUCAAGGGAUUAGCAGACCACAAAGAUACAUUGGGUGCUCCACUUUGCCCUUGCAGGCAUUAUGAUGACAAAGCUGCUGAAGCACAACAGGGCUUUUGGAACUGUCCAUGUGUUCCCAUGAGAGAGAGGAAGGAGUGCCACUGCAUGCUUUUUCUCACACCUGAUAAUGAUUUUGCCGGCAAAGAACAGGCCAUUUCUUUGGAAGAAAUCAAGGAAACAACUGCAAAUAUGUAA
This is a messenger RNA of Ilex paraguariensis (yerba mate), 450 nucleotides long. Lineage: Eukaryota; Viridiplantae; Streptophyta; Magnoliopsida; Aquifoliales; Aquifoliaceae. The record is from the annotation of a GenBank genome assembly.